Molecule: messenger RNA, 1135 nt
Organism: Arabidopsis arenosa
Lineage: Eukaryota; Viridiplantae; Streptophyta; Magnoliopsida; Brassicales; Brassicaceae
Source: the annotation of a GenBank genome assembly
AAUGGCUUCUUCCUCCUCAGCGCCUAUGAAGGACGACGAAAAAUCCAGAAACUGGGAGGAGCUUCCACCGGAACUGACUUCAUCAAUCCUGCACCGUCUCGGCGCCAUUGAGAGAUUAGAAAACGCUCAGAAAGUGUGCAGGCCGUGGCGUUCCGUCUGCAAAGACACUUCCAUGUGGCGCAAAAUCGACAUGCGAAUCCCGAGAAAUCUCAAAAUCAUUGAGUACGACAUCUAUAUGAACACUGAAAAUCUUGACGCCGAGGAACUCCGCACUUUCAUCGCCUUUAGAUCAAAUAUUCUGAAACGCCUUGGACGUAUGAUGUGUCAUGCCGUUGAUCUCAGCCAAGGCGGCUUGGUAGAGAUAAACAUUGAAUGUUUUGGCACUGAUUCUCUCCUCACAUAUAUUGCUGAUAGAUCAAGUAAUUUGAGACGCCUUGGACUUGUUAAGUGCGAUCAAAUAACGGGCAUGGGACUUUUCGCUGCAGUCAUGAAACUUCCAAUGCUUGAAGACCUCGAGCUUUCAUACUGCUCAAUCAAAGGACUGAAUUUGGAAGCUAUAGGCUAUGCUUGCCCUCAUUUGAAAACAUUGAAGCUAAAUUGUCAAGGUUACAAUAUCUUCGCUCGCUUUGAGUCUGAUCAUGAUGCCCUAGACAUUGCUAAAAGAAUGCCGGAACUGCGAUAUCUCCAGCUUUUUGGGAACAGACUAACAGACAUCGGCUUGAACGCCAUUCUUGACGGUUGUCCUCACCUGGAGUACCUCGAUUUACGCCAGUGUUUCAACAUUGAUUUUGUAGGGGAUCUGGAGAAGCGUUGUAUCGAAAGGAUCAAAGAUUUGAGACUCCCCAACGACUCAACUGAUGAUUACCCAUUUGAUACCAGUUUGGUCGAUUUUGGGAUAGACAUUUGAAAUCGUUUUGAAGUCUGUUUAUCUGGUCUUGACAAUAUAUCAGUCUUUGGUUUAAGCUCUUGAGCAUGUCAUUGUAACUUUGCGACUUGGCAAGUUUAUCCAUCUUAUAGUUAAAUGUGUUGGCAAUGUUUAUUGUAUUCUGCAACUUCCAUGUUUUGCGAGGCGUAUUAGUGGAUUGAUUGACCCUUUUGGCUCGGCAUUUUCUUCAACUAAAUUUAAGUUUCUUAU